Molecule: messenger RNA, 1677 nt
Organism: Cyprinodon variegatus (sheepshead minnow)
Lineage: Eukaryota; Metazoa; Chordata; Actinopteri; Cyprinodontiformes; Cyprinodontidae
Gene: neto2b
Product: neuropilin and tolloid-like protein 2
Exons: 11
Coding region: 1-1677 (558 amino acids)
Molecular function (GO): protein binding
Source: RefSeq, a predicted model, not a curated record
AUGACUUCUCCUACAGUUUGGAUAUUACUCCUUUUCACCAAAGAGGGAUUUUCUCUUGCACAGAGGAUUAAAGAAGGAGGUGCAGGAUCUAAAGGAGGCAGAUUCAGUGAGCAGUCACGGAACAAUCGCCACUGUGGGACCUGGGUUCGAAAAUUAGAUGGAGGAAGCUUCAACUCUCCAAACUACCCAAAUACAUACCCUCCAAACAAGGAGUGCCUUUACGUACUGGAAGCUCUGCCCCGUCAGAGGAUUGAGCUGCUGUUUAACAAGUUCUUUCAAAUCGAAGCCUCAUUCGAGUGCCGCUUUGACCACAUUGAGGUGAGGGACGGUCCCUUCAGCUUCUCGCCGCUCAUCCAUCGUUUCUGUGGCACAGCCAGUCCCGGCCUUAUCCAAUCCAGUGGACGCUUCAUGUGGAUCCGGUUCUACAGCGAUGAAGAGCUUGAGGGGAAGGGAUUCCAGGUUCAGUAUAGGUUUACUGCAGAUCCUGAAUUUCAUCUACACGUAGGGGGACUUUUAAACCCCAUCCCAGAUUGUCAGUUUGAGCUAAAUGGGCUUGAUGGCAUGAUCCGCUCCAGCCAGGUUGAGGAGGAGAAUAAAGUGAAGCCGGACCAGGCAGUGGACUGCAUCUGGACUAUACAAGCCCCAGUGAAUAACAGAAUUUACCUGAAAUUCAUGGAAUAUCAGAUGGAAAACUCAAAUGAAUGUAAGAAGAAUUUUGUGGCUGUUUAUGAUGGCAGCAGUGCGAUCGAGGACCUCAAGGCCAAGUUUUGUAGUACAGUUGCUAAUGAUAUCAUGCUGGAGACUGGUUUUGGAGUGGUGAGGAUGUGGGCAGAUGAGACAAGCCGUCUUAGCCGCUUCAAGAUGCUGUUCACAGUCUUCUCUGAUCCUCCUUGCAUUGGCAGCACAUUCUUCUGCCACAGCAACAUGUGCAUCAACAACUCUCUGGUCUGUAAUGGCGUACAAAACUGUGUCUUUCCCUGGGAUGAGAACAACUGCCAAGAGGCAAAGAGCAAAACUGCUAUUUUCCAAAUCACCAAGACUCAGGGAACCAUCAUCUGUAUUUCUACAGGGGUAGUGAUGUUACUCCUGAUUUUCUCCAUAAUGGUGCAAGUUAAACAGCCACGUAAAAAGGUAGUGAGACGAAAGAAAAAACUGUUCCAAAACCCUCACCUCCAGAAGAUGUUUGAACCCCAGCACUACGAGCUGUUUUCUGUCAGAGAUAAGGAGAUGUCUGGAGACUUAAGGGAGCUUUCAGAGGAACUCCUGUCCCUCCAAGCUCUGAGGAGAUCUUCGUCCGGAUCUCGCUGUGUUCACGAACAUCAUUGUGGUUCCCAAGCUUCCAUCAACUCUAUCAAAGCCAGUCUUGGUUCAUAUGCGUUGGGGAAGGGAUCUUUGGAUCUACCUACUUUUAGAAGGGACAGUCAGACUGAUGUGCCUUCUUUCAGAGAUGUGGACAGCAGUUUGAGGAAGAAAAGCUGGCCUGGUUUAAAACAGAGCCGAAUGCAGAGUCAACCUGCUAUGGGUGAUCGAGUACUGUGGCAGCAGGAUAGAGUUAUGGAAGAAGAUGAGGAGGAAGAGGAGGGAGAGGGGAGGUAUGAUCUGUAUGUAAGAAAAGCAGGGAGCCGAAGGGCAAAAUAUGACAUGGCUCAACAAAGAUCUCAGUCCAUGGACUUUUAG